Molecule: messenger RNA, 2875 nt
Organism: Trametes versicolor FP-101664 SS1
Lineage: Eukaryota; Fungi; Basidiomycota; Agaricomycetes; Polyporales; Polyporaceae
Product: WD40 repeat-like protein
Exons: 11
Coding region: 320-2458 (712 amino acids)
Biological process (GO): proteasome-mediated ubiquitin-dependent protein catabolic process
Cellular component (GO): GID complex
Molecular function (GO): protein binding
Source: RefSeq, a predicted model, not a curated record
CGCACACUCAAUCCGCACAGUCCCGCACACCCGCACUCGCGCAGAGCUUGAGGAGGCCGACAGCGACGCGCCGUCCCCCGAGUACGCCCCGCUCUCCGUCUCCUCUCCCUCUUUGUCCUUCCUCCACCCGUCUGCGAGCACCUCUUUCUCGUCUCCGUCGGCACAAGCCAACCUCGACCCAGACGCCGAGCUUGCCCGCGCACGUAAGCGACAAAGAGUCGACCCCCAGCCCUCGUCUCCUGCAUCCUCGUCUCUUGCUUCCAUCGACCGUGCCUUGAUCUCGCCUGAUUCUGCACCUGCCCUCAUACGCAUUCGAAACAUGCGCCUCACUGAGAGUGAUAGAGAUUCUGCUUUGUCUGUCUCCCUAGACUCCGCCCCCGAGGCUGGCCCAUCACACUCACCUGGAUCCUCGAACGGCCAUAAUGGUACAACGGCGAAGAGCAACGGUUUCUCCCUGCCAUACAAGAAUGGAGCAUCGAAUGGCACAUCGAAUGGAGGAGUUGACGGGCUUGCAUCGGAGAGGCACAGGCCGCCGCCGGUCGCACGAGUCUCAUUACCCGGGAGUACGCUCUACGACAAUUCGUACGUGGAUAGAGAAGAGUUCGUUCGUCUGGUCAUUCAGAGUUUACGAGACGUCGGGUACAUUGAAUCGGCAGCAACUCUCGAGGCCGAGUCGGGUUACAUCAUGGAGACGCCAGAGGUCGCUGAGUUCAGGCGGUGCAUCCUGGACGCCUCAUGGACGUCUGCGGAGACGGCGCUGAUGCGUCUCGGAGUUACGGAAGGUGAGGGACUAUGGGAGGCGAGGUUCCUCAUCGCGAAGCAGAAGUACUUGGAAUAUCUCGAGGCCGGAAAGACUACUGCAGCGUUGGCUGUCUUGCGUAACGAGAUUGCGCCACUGAACCCGGAACUAGACCACCUGCAUGCAUUAUCCAGUCUAAUGAUGUGCUCUGACCCCGCGGAUCUACGAAGUCAAGUAGCCUGGGACGGAGCAGGCGGUACAUCACGGCGACGACUACUCAUGGACUUGCAACGUUAUAUCCCAUCAUCCGUUAUGAUUCCCCAACGACGAUUCGCGACACUCCUCGAACAGGCACGAUCAUACCAACAAAGCCGAUGUCUAUACCACAACGUGCCGCUGCGGAACCAGUCGUAUUCGCUCUACGCGGAUCACCUCUGCGACCGGAACGCGUUCCCCCGUGUCACCACUGCGGUGCUAUCUGUACAUGAUGACGAGGUAUGGAACCUCGAGUGGAGUCAUAGUGGUAGGUAUCUCGCGACAGCAAGUAAAGACAGGACCGCCAUCAUCUGGCGCGUCGAGUUCGACAAGGAUCCGCGUUUCAGGGCAUACUCGCCGGAGUUCAUGCUCAGCGAUCAUGAGUACGCCGUUGGUUGCGUGUCGUGGUCGUUGGACGACACAAUAUUGCUGACGGCCUCGGAGAACCGCAUCACUGUGUGGAACUCUAGGUCUGGCGUACGGAUCCGAACGCUCGAGCAGCAUACAGACGUGGUCACCGCGCUCGCGUGGCUACCGGACGGUUCGGGAUUUAUCUCCGGCGGACUUGACCGCAAGAUUAUCCUCUGGGACGCGGACGGGAAACCCCGGGAUACGUGGAACCGCACGCCGAUCCGGGUGACGGACCUCCAGGUCUCCCCAGACUUCACGCGGCUCAUCGCGGUCGGGAUGUACGACGCACCAUCGAUACCACCCGGUCCGGGCGUAGCGCAGGACGGCGGGGGCAUAGGCGGUGUUGCGGCAGGAGGGGCAGGCGCAGGACGCGUGUCGGAGACGCGCAUCGUCAUAUACGACCUCGCGACGAAGCAGCCGGAAUCGAUGAUCCGGCUGGAGGGCGAGCUCACGAGCGUGAAGAUUUCGCAAGACUCGCAGUACGCGCUCAUCAACCGUGCGUCCGAGAACGGGCCCCCGGCGGAGAUCCAGCUGCUGGAUCUGAGUUCGGAGCAGGUCGUGCGCAAAUAUACGGGCCACAGCCAUGCAAAGCAUGUCAUCCGCAGCUGUUUCGGUGGCGUCGAGGGCAACUUCGUGCUCAGUGGGAGCGAGGACGGGAACGUAUACAUCUGGCACCGCGACACGGGCGCGCUGCUCGAGGUGCUCGCCGGGCACGGCGAGGGGAGCGUGAACUCGGUUGCGUGGAACCCGGUGAACGAGCGUAUGUUCGCGUCCUGUUCCGACGACAAGACGGUGCGGAUAUGGGAGGCGCCCCCACCGGACGCACUCGGUACCAACACUCGGACCGCCACGGCGGUCGAGACGGACGCGCGCGAGAGGACGUCGGAACACGAGGCAGAUAUCGGCAAGGGCAAGGGGAAGGGUAGGUGGGACGCGGGCCCGUCGACGUCCGCGGGUGUCAUCGCGAGUGGGGGAGGCACAGGUGCGGGAUCCAGCUUGAGCCCGGACGUGGCGAGCGGGUACGGCAUCGGGUCGACGACGGCGCUCUUCUGAGCGCCCACCCACUCCCGUCCGAACCAGGACCGUUUUGCAUGGCGUUCCUUCCACUCACCUUCUACAAGACAUUGCUUGCAUCUAAUGGUUCCCUUCUUCAUUACCCCUCGAUUACGUCGCGCCUUCCGCUCUGCCCCGGUCUCGCUCAACUCACGCAUUCACGAUCGCCUCCCUCCCUCGCACUCCCGCCCCCGUCUCCGUCCGUCCCCGCCCCGCUCUGCAUCGUGUCCGGUCUGGCACACACAACGCAUGCUCCGCUCCACACUUCAUUCUGCCUCAUCUCCAAUCUCCCACUUUGCAUCUGCAUUCUCUCACGUCCACGCUUCAGUUCUCGCCGCCCACUACUAGUUAGACUGUUCUGUACAGAUACGAUACGCUGCUGCUGAGUAUGCGCAACGGAGGCACGCCCUGACGACC